Molecule: messenger RNA, 4714 nt
Organism: Syngnathus typhle (broad-nosed pipefish)
Lineage: Eukaryota; Metazoa; Chordata; Actinopteri; Syngnathiformes; Syngnathidae
Gene: chs1
Product: chitin synthase 1
Exons: 35
Coding region: 137-4339 (1400 amino acids)
Cellular component (GO): cell septum; cell periphery
Molecular function (GO): chitin synthase activity
Source: RefSeq, a predicted model, not a curated record
AUUUCCGACCACUUUAUCGCUUACUGGUUUGGUUUUGGUAGUUAUCGCAGGUGUGAUUGGAGAAAAUUACAGAAAACUACAGGACAAGGACGGGAAAGCUCAAAAGAAGAUCUGGCAUCUGGACUAGACAAGCAAGAUGGAGGAAGUGAAAAUCAGAGGGAAGAGUAUACAGGAACGACUCAAGGAAAGAUGGGAUCCGUUUCAACUCAACCCAAUAGGAGCUGAGAAGGAACAGAAGAGAAGGUGCUUCGAAUUGGCCCAGUACCUGGUGGCUAUAAUUGUGGGUUUAGCUGUCCUGACCAGUGCUGUUAUUGCUAAGGGUUCUCUUUUGGUGCUGUCAACGUUGUCCAGUACGAAAGACGAGUCAAAGUCAAAGGAAAAACAGUUCUACAUGCUGAUGCUGGUGUUCUGUCUGGUUUGCCCAAACUUCUUGGUGUUCAUAAAAUCACUGUGGAGGUGUGCCUUCAAGAGCUUCGUACAGCCCAAACUGAAGACCAUGUUGUGUAUUUGUGCCAUUGAAUGCAUUGUGUCACUCGGUACUUCAGUCUUGGUGCUUGUGGUGAUGCCCCAGUUUGACAUUCUGACAAAUCUGUUCAUCAGCGGAGGUGUCUGUAUUUUGUCUGCACUUCUUCAGAUCGUCUUUCGACUGCAGGCAGAACCUUGGAAAAUUUUAUUCCCAAUGUGCUCCCUCAUUCUAACAUGCGCUGGAUAUUGCCUGCUAGGAAUCGACUACUAUGUCCGCGUAUCUUCGCAUGUGGAUAGACAGAAGGACGACUGCUAUGUCUACAUAGGAAUUGGAAUUUUCUCCUCACUUCUCAUCUCAUUUUGUUGGUGGGAGAAUCCAAUGCAAGCGACAAAUCGAAUGCAGGAUAGAUUGUCAGAACUGGAUGGUUUCAGAGACUUUGUGUUUGUCAUAAGCAGCCUGUUGAGGAUAAUUGUCAUAGGAGCUGUAUACCUUGUCUAUCAUUGCCUCAUUAGGGAGUCCAUCAAGUGGCCAGACUUCAAUUUAAAGAGUGACGAUUGGGAAUUGUUACAAAAUGGGCUGGGGCUGUUUUUCUUACAGGCCUUCUGCUCGGCGGCGUGCCACUGGUUUGGGGUGGUAGCUUGUAAAAUUCAUGCUGUCAGGAUGAGUUUUGCCUUGCCCUUAAUUAGCACGGGCCCCUCGGUGCUUAUAUUGGGACUUGUACUUUUCAUGACCCAAGUAAACGGAUUUGACGGACCAGACAUCAGGGAAUUUUGUGACAGCUUGUCCACCUUGAGCCAGAAGAACACAACCCCUGUGGUCUUUCUAGAAAUCACUAAGAGCAUCUGCCGGACAUCACUUAACAACGCUUACAUGCAAUGGCCUUUUUUCAUGCUGGCACUUGAGGGCGUAUGUAUGUGGUCGGGAUUGGUCACAUGCACUUACUACGUAUGGAAAACAAAGCUCCAGCGUAUAGAGAGAACCUCUCAGCUCUUUGUUCGGCGGCUCUAUGAAUCUGCUUUCAUAGACUUGUCUUUGUUGCUUAACACCAAGAUGAAGGUGUCUCGGGCUCGAAACCAAGAAAGCCCCGAUGACAUCCAGAAUUGUGUGAUCUAUCUAUGUGCCACCAUGUGGCAUGAGACCUACGAUGAAAUGCUCAAGAUUCUGACCUCCAUGUUCAGGUUGGACCGUUACCGAGGUGAUCCAAAGGAGGAACACAAGGACUGCUUUGAUUUUGAGUGUCACAUUUACGUGGAUGAUGCGUUUAUGACUGAAGAAGACACAGGGAAAAGGCUGGUUAAUUCAUACGUUAAUGACUUGACUCAAGUUGUCAUCGAGGUUUACAGGGUCUUUACCAACAAAGAGCCUGACGACGUAGCCAUCGUGGAAACUCCAUAUGGUGGCCGACUUGUAUUUGUUAUGCCAGAAGGCAACAUGCUCUACUUUCACCUUAAAGACAAAUUUCUCAUCAGGAACAAGAAGAGAUGGUCACAGAUUAUGUACAUGUAUUAUCUACUUGGCUGGAAGGGCUACCUUGCCAAAAACCCUCAGGCCAAACGCCAAGACAUAACCAGAGAGUCUUUAAUCUCUGUGGAUGGUGAGAUAUACCUCAUGCCCCAACAUGACAAUGACAACAAAAGAAGAUUCAUCUCAGAUGACAACGUAUACGUUCUGGCUCUGGACGGGGAUACCGACUUCCAGCCGAAAGCCGUGAUCUUGCUAGUAGACAGGCUGAGGAUGUAUGACAAUGUUGGGGCGGCCUGUGGACGAAUCCACCCUACCGGAAUGGGUCCCAUGGUGUGGUACCAGAAGUUUGAGUAUGCAGUGGGUCACUGGCUACAGAAGACAGCAGAACACGUGUUUGGGUCUGUGCUGUGCAGUCCAGGAUGUUUCAGUCUGUUUCGAGCAUCGGCCUUAAUGGAUGACAACGUGCUGAAGAGAUACACGACGACUGCCACAAGGGCUGGAGAAUAUGUCCAAUAUGACCAAGGGGAGGAUCGUUGGUUGUGUACUUUGCUACUGCAACAAGGGUGGCGUGUGGAAUACAAUGCCGCAUCGGAUGCCUACACCAACUCACCGCAAGAGUUUAAAGAGUUUUAUAACCAGAGGAGACGAUGGGGACCAUCCACACUGGCUAAUACAUUGGACCUACUGCACAGUGGGGGAGAGACUGUGAAGAGAAACCCCUCCAUAUCCAGACCUUAUAUUUUCUACCAGAUGUUCACUGUCGGUUCGUCUAUUCUCGGGCCAGCCUCCGUGACCCUUAUGGUGGCAGGUGCUUUCCAGUUUGUCUUUAAAAUCUCGGGGACUCUUUCCAUCAUCAUUGCGAGCAUCCCACCUGUGUUCUACAUUAUCGUUUGUUUCAUUGCCAAAGCAAACAACCAGAUAACAAUCGCUGCCAUUAUGAGUGUUCUGUAUGCCUUCCUCAUGACGGCGUCCUUCUUUUCAAUAAUCGGUGAUAUGGUGAUGGAGGGAACGUUCCUAACCCCAACUGGUGUGUUCCUGGUUUCUAUGACAAUCAUGUACUCGGUGACUGCUAUCCUUCACCCCGAGGAGUUUGGAAUGAUCAUCUAUGGCCUGAUGUAUUUUAUCUGCAUUCCCAGUGGCUACCUUCUCCUUACCAUCUACUCACUGGUUAACAUGCAUAUUGUGACCUGGGGCACAAGGGAAUCAAAUAAGGGAGGAACCGAGGUAAAGAAGAACCAUAACGUGCUGUGUGACCGAAACUGCAGACUCUGCUGCUGGGACAUGAAGUUUCAGGUAACUCAAGAAACUGAGAAUUUGAUGAUUCAACAAAUCACGGGACGGACUGGGCAGCAAGCAGCUCCCCUUCCAAUCACAGCCCAGGAAACGAAUGAACACCCUGCUUUAACAAUGGAGCUGCAGCCUCCAGCUGACACCAACAAAAUGGCACAGCCAGGAGGAAAGACAUUACAUAUUGAUAAAGAGAGUGUCGAUAGCAUGGAAAAAGCAAGUCUAUCAAGCGCAUCUGAAGAUGACGACGAUGAAGAUGGUGAUGAUUAUGACAACAACAACCAGGAGAAUGCAGACCUUCCUAUUAGCGACUGGGUGAGUCCGGUGAAAGAAGAGUUUCUAAAGAAGUUGACAUUUGCCAACUUGAAGAGGAACUUAAGAGAACAAAUACGAUCCUCCCUCCGCAACAAGAAUCACGAUGACGUGUGUGACGACUUGAUAUUAAUGUUAACAGACACACUCACUGCACAACUAUACGGAAUAGGACCUGAAGAUGUUCUGACAGAAAGCCAACUAGAGGAACUACAACAGGAAUUGACGGCGCAGGCUCGGCGCACACUGAAGACCAAUCGCAUGGAAAGAUUAGACAGAAAAGUCAAGAGAGCCAUUGAGAAAACUCUGACUGCACCUCAGGUGCAGAAACUAGAAGAGGACGAAGAUGAUUUCUGGAAGAAGUUGAUUGAGCGCUAUUUGAAGCCCAUUGUUGACACAAAAGCACAUCUGGACGAGGUGACCAGAGAGCUAAAAUCGCUACGUAAUAAGGCAGUAUUCCUCUAUUUUAUCGUCAAUGUACUGUGGGUGGUUGCUACCUUCUUCCUGCAAGCCAUUGGAAAUGACGUCAUAAGCAUCAAGAUCCCGAAAUUCUUUUCAAACGGAACACAAUCUGGAGAGUACCUCAAGGUGGAGCCUCUCAGCUUAAUGUUUCUGUUGUCCUUUGCCAUCCUUCUUCUCGUCCAGUUCCUCGCCAUGUUGUAUCACAGGGUCUACACUUUGAUCCAUGUGGUGUCAUACCGCAGCACCGAGAAGGACUACAAACUGAAAGAUGCCGACGACGAAGACGAUGGCUUGACUUUAGAGAACCUUAACGUCGGUGGAUUGAGCAUUACAAGCGAUGACAUGUAGCUGAUGACUAUAUUUGUGUGUGAUGUAAUUUGAUUUGUUCCUCAUUGCUGACCUUCUCUCUAAUUUACUUAUCAUACUGUUUUUUUUUUUUUUAUCUAAAGCCAAAGUCCAAAUUUAAUCUUUGCCUGAGUCACGGUUGGGGUAAUAUGCACUCACGUGUCAAAGAUCUCUCGACAAAGCUGGAUUGUAUGUACAUAAAAUAAUAUGUUUGCCUUUUCUGUGGGACUUAGUGAUGGGUUACAAUCUGGACAUUCCAUCCUUGAAUGAAUUGCAACUUUUGCACAUAAAUGGAAGAAAUAUUUAUGACUUUGUAUUGUUUAACAUGCUUUUCCUCCCCAUCUGGUUUGAAGACAAUUUAACAAUAGUUUUAGAGCA